UCUUCUUCCAUCUUAGCCUCACCAAACCAAACGUUCCAACUCGAACUACAACCCAAGAUAUACAAUUGUAUUCCACGAAUACUAAGCAAAAUCAAGGGCUCCAUCCAUUCGUCAUUGUUGUAUUUGCCCAUGACUCGUCGCCUUCUUUCUGCCAUGGUCGUGGCCACUAGCGCUGCUGUUGGGGCAGCAGACGGCGUCUCCUGUUCCAACUGGCUGUGCCUUAUGGGCAUCAACACUCCAGUUCGCGUCAACGCCGCUGGAAACAUCGAAUGUUUGAGCUCCAACCAUCACGACUGUGCGUGGCAGUCCAAUCACGAGGCAUGUGACACCGUAAAGCAAUCCAAACUACUAGCUGCUGCGACCGACGAAAGUCCCCUCGUCUGCGGGGCCCAGCAUUUCCAAGAGUGGGGAAGCACGGGGUACGAUUCGCCCCAUCAUUGGUGUGCCCAAGCCUACCGCACCCUCGUCCGCCCCCCUUCUCCCCCUCCCACCUCGUGGACGUGCGUUCCCAAUAUCCUCACUCCUCUUCGUGUCAACCCGACCUCCGGCGAAGUGGAAUGCAUGUCGUCCAAUCACCACGACUGCCUUUGGCAAUCCUCUGCUGAAAACUGCCAACUUUUAGUAGACACCAACGCCCCACCAGGUACCAUCGACCCCCUCGAGUGCGGGGCGCACCACCAAGCUGAAUGGGGAGUUCCCGGCUACGGUGACGCAACCCACUGGUGCGACAUCGCGAAACCAUUGCUCGCUUCGACCUACCGACCGUGGGAAUGUGUGCCUGGUAUCUUCACCCCUGUCCGGCGGACAUCUACCGGGGCCAUUCACUGCCUGUCGACCAACAGCAGAGACUGCAGCUGGCAAACGUCGGACGUUACGUGUAAAGCAGCGGUAGCGGCCCUUGGAGCUUCGAUUGCGUGGGGCACCGUAAAGCCCUUGACAUGCCCCCCCCAAGAUCUCGUGACGCCCUACCACUGGUGCCAACAGGCCAAAACGUAUUACGACGCCAAGAAAACGACGACUACUCCCUUCCUACUUUGGACAUUAGCGCUAGCGUCGGUGGAAUCGGUCGAGUGGCCCGCCGUGGUGCUGGCUGCCACGGCCAUCGUCGGGUGUGUCCUCGGAUUCUUGGCGUUCGUGGUGGUGCACCAACGUUCGAACGUGGCAGCACACGACGACAGCAUGGCGACCAACGAUUAUUACAUUGCCCUCGUCCAUACCUAGCUAGCACCAACAAACCAACCAACCCCCACGAGCAGCAGCCAUAUGCAGCACCCUCGACAUAAUGGCGAAGUUCCGACGUGGAGGGAGAUGUUUGUACAUGUAUAAAUGUAUUUCAAGCUAAAGGACAAGAGUGAAACCAUUUACAGUACUUGACAACACCGGGGGUCUCUUAUACAUGUAUAAAGAUAUAUAAAGGUACGACUAGCC
This is a messenger RNA of Aphanomyces astaci, 1428 nucleotides long. RefSeq lists its product as hypothetical. The record is from RefSeq and is a predicted model, not a curated record. NCBI's taxonomy places the organism in Eukaryota, Oomycota, Saprolegniomycetes, Saprolegniales, Verrucalvaceae. The transcript has a single exon. The coding region runs from base 130 to 1221 and encodes 363 amino acids.